GUGAAAGGGAAAAUGAAGAUGUCGUAUCUUUGGCACCAGGCCUUAGAGAAAGACAUGACAUAGGUUUACUAUCAGAAGAUGAGUCUUCUUUAAAAAGUGAAACUGAAAAUCCUCAAAAAUCUUCAUCAAGAUUCAGUAAAUAUGUGAAUGGUAAUGAAAGUGACUCAGAUGAGAACAAUAAUGAUCACUUAAAAUCUUUAUUUGGGGAUGAUGUUAAGACUAAAAAAAGAGACAAGCUCUGGAGGUCUUAUUCUUGACAAAAGUCAAAUUGAUAUUUUAUCUGGUUCUUGGAGGUGUAAAAAUCCAGAAAGGUUGACAGCCUAUAAUGAUGAAUAUAGACACAGUUUUCCUGUUCACGAGAAAACUAGUGAUAUUUUAGAAGUACCUAGUCUAGAUAAUAUGGUACCUGAUUUAUUAGUGAAAAAACAUGGUGCUAAAGCUUAUUCAGUAAGCCAGAAAAGCAAUUUAUACAAUCCUUGUUUAAAAUCCCUUGAAAAGUUGGCAUAUCAAGGCCAGGUAGCUGCACGCAUGGGGAUAAUUACUACAGCAUACACCCAACAAGCUUUGGGCAAUUUGUUAAAUACUUUGUCAGAAAAUGAAGUUAAUCUAGACAAAUCUAUCCAACUUGUAAGAGACAUAUUUGCAAUGUCUACAAAAUCUUUGGACCAAGUGGCACGGGCUGGUGCAUUUCACCACUUAAUUCGUAGAAAAGCUACUUUAGAGGACACAGGUCUUAAUGAUAUUAAAGAGCUUAAGCAUCCACUUGUAUCAUUACCUUUGACAAAGUCAGGUGUCAUUGGUGACAAUAUGGAACAAACUCUUAAAGACAGGGUUGACAAAAAUAAACAAUUAAAAGAGUUACUGCCUGAAUUACAUGUAAAUAAAACUUUUUCAGUGAAAAGGAAAGCUACAGGCAAUCAAUUUUCCAAUGAUUGGUCUAAGAAACCAAAAUUUGACAAUGCACAAGGUUCUACUUUCACAGGUGCUAAGUCUAAUACACAGCGUACAGUACAAAGAACUAGUACAGUAACAAGACCAGAUAAAGACGACAAGAGUUCUGGUACAACGAACAAUUUUCGUCGCUUUAACAACCCAUUUCAUGCCAAGGGGCAACAAAAGAAAUGACUAUCAGAUCAAGGCGUUGCAGUGAUAUACAGGCCUUACGUUUGGGAGAUGGAAAUAUAUCUGUACAUAGCAGAGGAGUUUAUUUUAUUAGAGAAGGAUUGUCAAAACAAGACCGUCCUGGACAUUUUGGUGCUAAGAUUUUUGUACCUGCCUUUGAUGCAGAAAAGCUUCUUGACCCUAAAAGGGCAUUAACGUACUAUUUAAAGAGCACUGACAAUUUUCGUGGUGAAAACAGACAAGAUAGUAAAUUGUUCUUAGCAAUCAGUAAUCCACAUAAGCCAAUUUCAAGUCAAACAAUUUCAUCAUGGAUUGUGAGUACCAUUCAGAUGGCAUAUAACGACAAAAAGAAAUCUGUUAAGGCUCAUUCGACAAGAGCUAUUGGUCCUUCUUGGGCUCUUUAUAAAGGUGCAUCAAUGAAGAACAUCAUGGAAGCUGCUGAUUGGAGCAGGGAAUCCACAUUCACCAAAUUUUACUUACGU
Molecule: messenger RNA, 1604 nt
Organism: Mytilus californianus (California mussel)
Lineage: Eukaryota; Metazoa; Mollusca; Bivalvia; Mytilida; Mytilidae
Exons: 2
Coding region: 208-1125 (305 amino acids)
Source: RefSeq, a predicted model, not a curated record